This is a messenger RNA of Pseudophryne corroboree (corroboree frog), 2168 nucleotides long. RefSeq names its product major facilitator superfamily domain-containing protein 1-like. The transcript is spliced from 13 exons. NCBI's taxonomy places the organism in Eukaryota, Metazoa, Chordata, Amphibia, Anura, Myobatrachidae. The record is from RefSeq and is a predicted model, not a curated record. Gene Ontology annotation, biological process: transmembrane transport. Gene Ontology annotation, molecular function: transmembrane transporter activity. The coding region runs from base 531 to 1919 and encodes 462 amino acids.
UUGUAGCAAGCAAUAGCCUUGCACUUUAUUCUAGCAGGGCAGGUUCGCUCUGCUUAUACCCCAGCUGGGUUAUUUAUUGAUUCACAUAUCACUUGGCAUGAUGUAAAGAGCUGUAUGGAUAACCUGUGUGUGGCAGAUAUACGUGGAAUAGCAAUAUACCAAUGGCACAGCUCUGCUUUAUACACUUUUGUACUUUGCAGCUGUGUAAUCAUUUGUUGCAGAAGGUGGCUGAGUGCUGUGACCAUUGAUGUAAAAUAACUGCACUGUAGCCUAACUCCCAUACAUGGUGCUGGUGUGUGAGAUCAGGGUGGCAUGGUCAUAUGUAUGUAUGAUAUUCCUGUUACACAAUAGUGGUGACCUAAGUCAGCAGGGAAGGAGGUGAAAGCUCAGGCAGAUGGUGGGAUCUUCUUCCUGCCUAUUUUGCCAUGUAAGCAUCUGGUUACACGGCACCAGGCCAGAGGCGAGAUGAUGCAUGCUGCUUUGUCAGCUCUGUAUGGUAUUACCGGUUUGUUGUGCUAUUCUUCAACUGCAUGCUCACUUUUGGUUCCUAUUUCUGCUUCGACAUUCCCAGCGUUCUACAGGACCAGUUCCAAGGGAACCUGACCUGCACUAAUGGGAGUCACCCCAAUAGUACGCACAGUGGGAACCACAGUACAGGCUGCGUGGAGGGGCUUGGGAUGACCCCAGAGCAGUAUAACCUGUUAUAUGCCAUCUACGCCUGGACUAACGCCCUAGUGGUCAUCAUGGCUGGAUUUCUCAUUGACAAGCUUGGAAACCGAUUUGGCCUGUUCCUGUUUUCCUUCCUGACUGUCCUGGGCUCCUCCAUAUUUGCACUGGGUUCACACUUUAAAGGAACUCCCUACCUGCUGCCUCUGAUGUUAACAGGACGCCUGUUGUUUGGCUCUGGGAAUGGAUCACUAACAAUUGUACAGAACCGGAUCACGGCCUUCUGGUUCAAAGGCAAAGAAUUGGCUCUGGCUUUUGGGUUGACCCUCUCUUUCUCUCGGCUGGGCAGCGUCCUGAACUUCUUCCUCACUCAGCGGUUUGAAGAUCACUACGGCAUGCAGUGGACUCUUUGGGGAGGGACCUUAUUGUGUGUCCUGGGUUUUUCUUCUACGGUUACAGUCAGCGUGUUGGAUAAAGUGGGCAUGAAACAGUUAGGUCUUGAUGGAACAAUCCAAGAGGAGUCAAAGAAAGUGCGAGUACAGGACAUUCGUCGCUUACCAUUGCGUUACUGGCUCUUGGUUCUGACCAUCAUGUUCUUCUACAAUGGAGUCUUUCCAUUCGUGGCAGAUGCUAGCAAAUUCAUUCAGGACAAAUAUCCUGGGUAUGACCAGCAGACGGCAUCCUACAUUGCUGGGGCCGUAUACGACAGUUCCUUAGUGCUCUCUGCAGCUGUUGGGAUAUUAAUUGACUAUGUAGGGAUGAGAGGGGUGCUGGCUGUCCUCUGUGCUGUAUCCACACUGCCAGUGUUUGCCCUGCUGGCGUUUACCUUUGUACCACCGCUGGUGUCCACAUUGUGGCUCGGGGUCACUUACUCCUUUGCUGCGGCAAGCAUGUGGCCUUCUAUCCCUCUUGUGGUCCCACAAGCUACUCUGGGAACCGCUAUGGGUCUGGCGACCUCCGUGCAGAUGAUCGGGAUCGGGGUUUCUAACCUUGUUGUUGGCAGAAUUCUUGGAACUAAAUCUAGUGAAUCGAAGAUCCCUCUCUGGCGCUGGCAACAAAUGAUGAUUUUCAUGCUGGCAAAUACCGUCGCCUGCAUCGUCACUUCUGUUACUGUGAACAUUGUGGACAGGAAACAGGGAGGCACGCUGAACAAAAUGACAAAGAGGAGACCUCAAGCAGAGCGAGAACCUGACUCUGAAUCCGAUACAACACCUAUCCUAAAUGAUGAGGAUGACCAGCGGUCCAUAAACUAGCCAGGAGACUGCUACAGCGCCUCGCUGGCGGCUAAAUGUGUUCCAUGUUGUGGCCACGCACCUACCACCAACUAUUCAGGUGGGAUUGGAUAGCAACUUUUAGCCCUAUGACGAAGGAUCUGAGCAGCUUGUAACAUAAUGGACACUAUUUUUUAAGAAGGCUGCUUCUUGGUAACCUUGUAGCUAAAUUAUCAGUUACUGUGUAUACUGUAGGGAUAUUUGGAAUAUACUUGGAAAAGGAUUCAGGAA